Messenger RNA from Arabidopsis thaliana (thale cress), 1423 nucleotides. It is a transcript of the gene HEC2, whose product is annotated as basic helix-loop-helix (bHLH) DNA-binding superfamily protein. Gene Ontology annotation, biological process: regulation of DNA-templated transcription. NCBI's taxonomy places the organism in Eukaryota, Viridiplantae, Streptophyta, Magnoliopsida, Brassicales, Brassicaceae. Gene Ontology annotation, molecular function: DNA-binding transcription factor activity; protein dimerization activity. The coding region runs from base 260 to 955 and encodes 231 amino acids. The transcript has a single exon. Gene Ontology annotation, cellular component: nucleus. The record is from RefSeq and is marked reviewed.
AAGAAUGGGUCACAAAGUGCUAUAUAAAUCCAUCACUUCCUUUUAUAUUGCUGAAUCUCUGAUUGGUAGUAACAGUUUACAUUUCGCACAUAACUCUCCCUCUGUCUUCCACCAUCAUCUCUUCUGUGAUUCAGACACACAAAGCCCUAAAUUUCAAGCUUUGUCAGUCCAUCUUCUUCUUCCUCCAUACCUUAUCUCACCAGCUUCUCCAUAUCUCUCAAAGAAAAAACAAACCCUAUAAAUUCCACAAAAAAGGAGGAUGGAUAACUCCGACAUUCUAAUGAACAUGAUGAUGCAGCAGAUGGAGAAGCUUCCUGAACACUUCUCUAACUCAAACCCUAACCCUAAUCCCCAUAACAUUAUGAUGCUUUCUGAAUCCAACACCCACCCGUUCUUCUUCAACCCCACUCAUUCUCAUCUCCCAUUUGACCAAACCAUGCCUCACCACCAACCCGGUUUAAAUUUCCGGUACGCCCCCUCCCCGUCAUCAUCUCUCCCGGAGAAGAGAGGAGGCUGCAGCGACAACGCCAACAUGGCGGCGAUGAGAGAGAUGAUCUUUCGAAUAGCCGUGAUGCAGCCUAUACAUAUUGAUCCGGAAUCCGUAAAGCCACCAAAGAGAAAGAACGUGAGGAUCUCUAAGGAUCCACAGAGCGUGGCAGCUCGGCAUCGAAGGGAGAGGAUAAGCGAGCGGAUUCGGAUUCUUCAGCGGCUUGUUCCCGGUGGGACUAAGAUGGAUACGGCGUCGAUGCUCGAUGAGGCUAUCCAUUACGUUAAGUUUCUCAAGAAGCAAGUGCAGUCGCUGGAGGAACAUGCGGUGGUUAACGGCGGAGGAAUGACGGCGGUGGCCGGAGGAGCACUUGCGGGUACUGUUGGUGGAGGAUAUGGAGGAAAAGGGUGUGGCAUUAUGCGGUCUGAUCAUCACCAGAUGCUUGGAAAUGCACAGAUUCUUAGAUGAUGAUGAUGUUGAUUUUUAAAUAUAUAUCAUAUGUUUAUUAAUAUGACGGGAAAAAAUAUUAUCGAGGGAGUUGAAUUUAGUAUCAUGAAACUAUGAGAGCAUUUUUUUUAAAUGUUUUUAUCUUUCCGGGUUUCGAUAAUGUUUGGGAUGGUUAAUUAACAAUUUAAAAGUCAGACAACUUGGUUGUAAAGACUAAAGAAUAAGCAUAGUUUAUCAAUUUAUCAUUACUAAAUGAAAUAGUCUCUUGUCACUGAUCAAUGCAACAUGUUUUAGCUUUCAGACAUCUAGUUAAGGUUUUGUGAGUUGAAUAAUAGUAUUGUUUUCUGUCUUGUUUCCAAUGUAAGCGUCAAAAGUUUAUAAUUUAUGGCAUUUCGUACCUGUGGUACGUUCUUGAUGCAUAGGUGUAUGAUUUUGUGAGCCAACUUUAUAGAUAACAGGAAGUUUUGGAGACAAAUCGAUAACACGAAC